Molecule: messenger RNA, 2532 nt
Organism: Camellia sinensis
Lineage: Eukaryota; Viridiplantae; Streptophyta; Magnoliopsida; Ericales; Theaceae
Product: endoglucanase 25
Biological process (GO): carbohydrate metabolic process
Molecular function (GO): hydrolase activity, hydrolyzing O-glycosyl compounds
Source: RefSeq, a predicted model, not a curated record
UUGCUGUACAAUGAAGCUAAAGCAAUGCCCCAACCAUAUUUUCUCAGACAAGAAAAUGAGAAAGAAACCAAAAGAAAAUCUAAAUCCCCCAACUAAAAAGUAAAGUAGAAGAAAGAGAGUACGGUUGGACAGACCGUCUUUGUCAAUUAGUGGACUCCUCAUCGUCACCACCAACAAAAAUAAAGAAAACAACAUCUCAACCCCAAAUUACACGGUCUCUCUCCAGUCCAUAAGAGACUCAAAAUUACACGGUCUAGAUACAAACGCUAGGCCACCAAUUCAUAUCAAAGCCCUAGCAUUUCACAAAUCUCAUAAUAAUUGGAAGAAGAAGAAGAAGAUAUGUACGGGAGAGAUCCGUGGGGAGGGCCGCUGGAGAUAAAUGCGGCGGACUCGGCCACCGACGAUGAUCGGAGCAGGAACCUACAGGAGUUUGACAAGGCGGCGCUGUCGAGGCCGCUGGACGAGACGCAGCAGAGCUGGUUGUUAGGUCCGGGAGAGCAGAAGAAGAAGAAGUAUGUGGAUCUGGGUUGUAUUAUUGUCAGUCGGAAGCUGUUUGUGUGGACUGUCGGGACGAUUCUCGCUGCUGGGUUUCUGGUAGGGUUUAUUACUCUUAUUGUCAAGACUGUGCCCCGCCACCACCACUCUCAUUCGCCGCCGGACAAUUACACCAUCGCGCUCGGCAAAGCCCUCAUGUUCUUCAAUGCCCAGAAAUCUGGAAAGCUUCCAAAGCAUAAUAAUGUUUCAUGGAGGGGAAACUCCUGUUUAAAUGACGGCAAGUCUGAUACAUCAGUAAUUAAGGAUCUCGUGGGUGGCUAUUAUGAUGCUGGAGAUGCCAUCAAGUUUAACUUCCCUGCAUCUUUUGCCAUGACCAUGUUGAGUUGGAGUGUAAUUGAAUACAGUGCAAAAUAUGAAGCUGCAGGAGAGCUCAACCACGUUAAAGACAUCAUCAAGUGGGGAGCUGAUUACCUUCUCAAGACCUUCAAUUCAUCUGCUGAUUCCAUUACCCAGAUAGCUGCACAGGUUGGAGUUGGAGAUACUUCAGGAGGGCCGACUCCUAACGAUCAUUAUUGUUGGAUGCGUCCUGAGGACAUUGAUUACGUGCGGCCUGUAUCUGAAUGUCAUAGUUGCUCAGACCUUGGUGCAGAGAUGGCUGCUGCUUUAGCAUCCGCAUCUAUUGUUUUUAAAGACAACAAAGCUUACUCAAAGAAACUUUCCCAUGGUGCAAGAACCCUCUUUAAGUUUGCUAGGGAGCAGCGUGGCAGGUACAGUGCAGGUACUGCAGAAGCUGCGAUUUUUUAUAAUUCUACUAGUUAUUGGGAUGAGUAUGUCUGGGGUGCGGCUUGGUUAUAUUAUGCUACUGGAAACUCAUCUUAUCUUCAACUUGCUACCACUCCUGGAAUUGCCAAACAUGCCGGUGCCUUCUGGGGAGGCCCCGAUUAUGGCGUACUUAGCUGGGACAACAAGCUUGCUGGAGCUCAAGUGCUUCUAAGCCGUUUGAGAUUGUUCUUGAGCCCGGGGUACCCAUAUGAAGAAAUUUUGAGGACAUUCCAUAACCAGACCAGCAUAAUUAUGUGCUCGUAUCUACCAUAUUUUACAAGCUUUAAUAGAACAAAAGGAGGCUUGAUUCAAUUGAACCAUGGAAGGCCGCAACCACUUCAAUAUGUGGUCAAUGCAGCCUUCUUGGCUACCGUCUACAGUGAUUAUCUUGCAGCUGCUGAUACCCCUGGAUGGUACUGCGGGCCCAAUUUUUACUCGACAGAUAUCCUGCGUAAAUUUGCGGAGACACAGAUUGACUACAUCCUUGGUAAAAAUCCUAGAGGGAUGAGUUAUGUGGUCGGUUUUGGCAAUCAUUAUCCUAAACAUGUCCACCAUAGAGCUGCAUCAAUCCCCAAGAACAAGGUCAAGUAUAACUGUAAAGGAGGAUGGAAAUGGAGGGACAGUACGAAGCCGAAUCCAAACACAAUUGUCGGAGCCAUGGUUGCUGGCCCUGACAAGCAUGACGGUUUCCACGACGUACGUACUAACUACAAUUACACAGAGCCAACAAUCGCAGGCAAUGCCGGUUUAGUUGCUGCCCUGGUAGCUCUCUCAGGUGGCAAGACUGUCGGGAUUGACAAGAACACCAUAUUCUCUGCAGUUCCGCCAAUGUUUCCAACUCCACCUCCGCCUCCAGCACCUUGGAAACCGUGAGAUGCUGACUUAAGUCUCUUGUCAUUGUUGUUCUGUCGUGUGACUCAUGGGUAGAUAUUUUUGUGCAAAAGAAUUUUGAUGCGGCUACAAAAGAAUGAGGUAUAUGAUGGUUUACAAUCUCUGAAGAUGGCUGAGUUGGGAUGGGGCUAUGAAUUAUGAACUCAUUGUUGGGUUGGUAGUCUGAGGUUGUUUUUCAGUUGUAGUUUGUGAUAUACAAUGCAUGUCUGUUUGUAUGUAUGUAUGAAAUCAGUCAUGUAUUCUUUCAAAUACUAAUAUUUGAACAGCUUGAAGUUGUUUACAAAUAAUAAAGUUUCAAAUGCCUAAUGAUGACUUAUAUUUAAA